Prunus armeniaca (apricot) is the source of this 660-nucleotide messenger RNA. The record is from the annotation of a GenBank genome assembly. NCBI's taxonomy places the organism in Eukaryota, Viridiplantae, Streptophyta, Magnoliopsida, Rosales, Rosaceae.
AUGGCGGGAGCGUUAUCCGCUCUCAGGCGCCUGUACCUCUCUCUCUACAACUGGACCGUCUUCUUCGGAUGGUACUGUAUCUUGCUCUCAAGACUCUCAACGAAUCAGGCCACCAGCAUGUUUACAAAGCCGUUUGAACGCCCGCUUCUUCUUGCUCAAUCCGCCGCCGUUUUGGAGAUUCUUCAUGGUCUAGUAGGUUUGGUCAGAUCUCCGAUAUCAGCGACGCUGCCGCAAAUUGGUUCAAGAUUGUAUCUUACUUGGGGAAUCCUCUGUAGUUUUCCUGAGACUCAGAGUCAUAUACUUGUGAGCUCUUUGGUCAUCAGCUGGUCUAUCACUGAGAUUAUUCGAUACUCUUUCUUUGGCAUGAAGGAGGCACUUGGUUUUGCACCUUCAUGGCUCUUGUGGCUCAGGUAUAGCACAUUUAUCUUGUUGUAUCCAACUGGCAUCACAAGUGAAGUUGGUCUAAUUUAUAUUGCCUUACAAUACAUUCAGAAGUCUGAAAAGUAUUCUAUAAGGAUGCCAAACAAGUGGAACUUCUCUUUCGAUUACUUCUAUGCUGCCAUUAUCGCUCUAGGAAUCUAUGUCCCAGGCAGCCCUCACAUGUACCGGUAUAUGCUCAGUCAGAGGAAGAAAGCUCUUUCAAAAACCAAAGUGGCGUAG